Meira miltonrushii is the source of this 2270-nucleotide messenger RNA. RefSeq lists its product as uncharacterized. Gene Ontology annotation, biological process: polysaccharide metabolic process; GDP-mannose biosynthetic process. Gene Ontology annotation, molecular function: mannose-1-phosphate guanylyltransferase (GTP) activity. The transcript has a single exon. Lineage: Eukaryota; Fungi; Basidiomycota; Exobasidiomycetes; Exobasidiales; Brachybasidiaceae. The record is from RefSeq and is a predicted model, not a curated record. The coding region runs from base 327 to 1859 and encodes 510 amino acids.
CGCCAAGAUUAGACGACAGUGCAGUGCCGCGAUCUCUCUCUCUGCGUUCCAGUCAGCCACUUGAACGGCGGCAUUCGAAUAGGAAUUUAAGCUGUUUUACGUACAUGCACACACACACACACAGACACCUGGAACAAAACCUAAAGGCAUGUUUCAGAAGUGAACAGAAAGAAGUACACAAAACACAUACAAAGUAUCCAUCAACUUCAUCUUUCAUUCCUUCCUUCUAUCAUCAUCUCGCUUUUGCUUUUUUGCAAAGGUGUACUCAUUUGGAGUAGGAUAUAAUAUAUCACUUCCGCGCCUCUGACAAAAAGGCUACUGACAAGAUGACUUCCUCACAAGACUUCAGCUCCCUAGAAGGUGGCAGUAGCAACGAUAGCACAAACGCAUUGCGAUUCUUGAAUCCCGCUAGUGCAAGAAGGACUGAUUCACCCUCAGGUACAGCACCUCCAGCAUCAAAUUCAGAUGAUCGUUCUGCUUUGGCACAAAUCUUGAACGGAAUUGCUGAUAUGCAAAGAGAGCUAUCACGCUUACACAUUCGAAUGGACUCAAUCGAAGAUCGCAAUACCGGCAUGUCACCCGCUCCUUCUCCUCAUAUCAGACCUCGUCCAAUCGCAAGACAACUUUCAAGCAGAAGUAUUCGUUCCACUUCUCCUGACAAAUUGGCUUCCAUCCCUAGCAGUACCACACCUGCCCAUCUUGCCCAAUUGGUCAACGGCGUUUCUGCUCAACCUGCUCCUAUCUUGGCAAAAGAGCCAGAUUUGAACAUGUGGUGCGUCGUUCCUGCAGGUGGUGCGGGAACACGUCUAUGGCCUUUGAGUAGAGAAAGUUACCCGAAAUUCUUGUUGGAUUUGGUCGGGCAAGGUAGAACACUACUGCAAAGCACUUGGGAUCGUCUAUUGCCUCUCAGUGGUGCACGACAAAUGAUCAUCGUCACAGGUGAUGCACACGUAGAUGGUGUGCUGGACCAAUUGCCCGACCUACCCGAUAGCAAUGUUUUGGCCGAACCUUCUCCGAAAGAAUCUAUGGCAGCUAUCGGCUUAGCAGCUGCAGUGCUUUUGAAGCGCGAUCCCGAGGCUGUAUUGGGUUCAUUUGCUGCCGAUCACAUCAUCUCAGGUCGCGAUGCCUUCGAAUCCGCAGUACGUGAAGCUGUAGCCGUUGCAAGGUCAGGCUAUUUGGUCACUAUCGGUAUCGCUCCUUCUCAUCCUUCUACGGGAUUCGGUUAUAUCAAGCUAGGAUCUCCUUUGAACGUUCAAAAAGCACCAAACGCUCGAAUCGUAACCGAAUUCAAAGAAAAGCCAGACGCUCGUACUGCUAGUGCUUAUUUGGCAACAGGUAAUUACAGAUGGAACGGAGGUAUGUUUGUUGUGAAAGCAAAGACUCUAUUGGAUCUCCUCAAAGCCAGUGUACCGGAAUUACACGAAGGUUUAAUGAAGAUUGCUGAUGCAUGGGAUGUGGGAGGUCAACGUGCAAAAGCAUUACACGAUAUCUGGCCAACUCUUCCCAAGAUUGCAAUCGAUCAUGCCGUUGCUGAACCUGCAGCAAAAGCAGGUAAAGUUGCCGUCAUUCCGGCCACUUUCGGUUGGGAUGACGUUGGAGAUUUCUCUUCUUUGGCAGAUUUGAUUCCUGCCGAAAAAGGGGAAGCACGUAUUUUGGGAGAUCAAUCUUUGGUUCUUACCGAAUCACAAGCUGGUGGUUUAAUCGUUCCAGCCGCAGGAAGAACGGUUGCUUGUUUAGGUGUGGAUGACGUUGUUGUCGUUGAUACACCUGACGCACUCUUGAUCACAACUCGUGCAAGAAGUCAAGACGUAAAGAAGAUUGUUGCAAGAUGCAAGAAACAAUUCCCUCAAUUGGCUUAAAAGAUCUGCUUCGCUGGAAUGAAGCCACUGCAACCUGAGAAUCAUCUCUGGACACUAUUCCCUCAUUGUUACAUAGCAUGUUUUCUUUUCUCUAUCUCUGGGGUAUGCUCUCGGUCUCGAGUCUUUGCUGUUAUUGUAUGCAAAAAUUGUCAAUUAAUAUAUUAAACAAUCAAAUGUGCCAAUGGAAGACAUAAUAAGUAGUGUUACACAUGCAAGAGCAAGAAAAAGCGCGAUGCUUCCAUCUAUCUCCUCCGUCCUUUGACAACAGUUGUGAAGCCAUCUUCAUCAACGACUGGCUGAGGACGUUCGCGUGGUUGCUGCUGUGCUGAGCCUUCGCCAUCAACAUCCAUGUUAUCAUUAUGCGAAUGAUCAUGUUCUUCAUCGCUACUGCUAUCGCCACUUCCAUCUUGU